GUAGGGCUGCCCGCUUGGCGCCCAGUGGGCGCGCGUGGCGGGGGCGCGCGGGGUCUCCAGUGGGAACCGCGCGUUCCCUGUCGCUGGCGGCCGAGAGGGCGAAGGGGUGGGGAUGGGGGGGGGGGCGGGGGGGAGAGCGGCCUGCUCCUCCCCCCUCCCCUCCCGCCUCUGCCUCUGCCCCUGCCCCGGGGCGGCGGGUGGCGCUGGCCGCGGCGGGUCGGGGCUCAGUGUCCUUGUGCGGAAAUGACACACGGUCCCGUCACGUCACGCGAGAGCGCAGCGCGCGGACCCUCGCACACAAAGAGCGGGGGGGGAGACGCGGGCACCAGCGGCGGCCGCUCCAGCCGCCCCCGCCGUCCCGGGGCUCCCGUGCCCACGCGCGGAGCUGAGUAAAAAUUCCUAAAAAUAAUGUUGUGAAAGUAGAAACAGAAAAUGAAGAUGAAGCUCUAGACUGCUCAGUAUCAUCCAGAUCUGCCGAGAAGCACUCACUGGAUGGCACAGGUACUUUCCUGCAGGAUUCCAACAAACGGAAGCAGACCUCACUUGGUUGCGAUGGAAGCCAGCAAGAUGUCUUACCCAGCGUGAAGAAAAGACGCUUUACACAAGAGCCAUAGCUCUUCAUAUUUCCUUUUCUUAACUGUCGUCUCUCUGACUUCUUGGGGCUGCUUUUUUCCCUGAAUGCCUGUGGGUCCCCUUUCAAACUUGAAAACCAGAGAUACUGGCUCACCCACUCAGGUAAAUACAGAGCAGGCAAACAAGAACAAGAAUUCUAACGUAACGUGGCUCUGUGAAGAAGAAUCUUUCAGUGACAUAACCACUCCAUCUUACAAAAAACCUCUCUAUGGCAUCUCACACAAAAUCACAGAGAAGAAGAACCCACCAGGAGCAGAGCAGUUUGCUUCCUAUGAGUUGUUUGAAAAAAUCAACCCCAGCAGUCCCUUGCCUCUUCGGACUUUGAAUGACCAACGCAAAAGGGACUCGGCUGCAGCCAUUGCUGUAACAGCAGCCACCACAGAUUCUGACCCAAAUAUAUAUUCUUUGAUACAGAAAAUGUUCUACACACUUAACACCCUCAAUACCAAUAUGACUCAGCUUCACAGUAAAGUUGACCUGUUGUCUCUGGAGGUUAGCAGAAUUAAAAAACAAGUCAGUCCAGCAGAGUCUGUUGCAGACUUCAAGCCUCCCCCGGAGUACCAGCUGACUUCUGCGGAGCUCAAACAAAUCAUGGAUCAGAGCACAUCAGGUGGAGACCUUGCUUGCCGGCUGUUGGUGCAGCUCUUCCCAGAGCUUUUCAGCGAUGAUGAGUUCAGCAGAAGCUGCAGCGCAUGCGGCUUUCUCAACAAGAGGAAACUUGAAUCUCUUCAUCUGCAGCUGAUCCGUAACUAUGUGGAAGUUUGUUAUCCUUCUGUGAAGAAUACAGCUGUGUGGCAGGUGGAAUGUUUGCCUCAAGUCAAUGAUUUUUUCAAUAGAUUUUGGGCUCAAAGGGAAAUGGAAAACAGUCAGCAGAACGUGCAGUCGUCCAGUUUUUAUGAGACUGAGCAAGUCGAAUCCUCUCAUUUUAUUGAUGAUAAAGAGCAGGAUGAAGCUUUGUCCUUAGACAGGAGUAGUGCCAUUGCCUCAGAUUACAUGCUGGAUGCUCAGGAUCUCAAUGAAUUUUUAGAUGAAGCUUCUUCUCCAGGGGAGUUUUCUGUUUUCUUGUUGCACCGAUUGUUUCCAGAACUCUUUGACCACAGAAAAUUAGCUGAAAGGUACAGCUGCUUUGGAGACUCCGGAAGACAGCUGCUGGAUCCUCAUCGGCUUCAAAUAAUCCGUAGGUACACUGAAAUUUACUUUCCAGAUGUACAAGAAGAAGAAGCCUGGUUGCAGCAAUGUGUGCAGCGAAUAAACGAUGAGCUAGAAAACACAUAUAUGGAUGGAAGUGAAUGUGAUCAGAUGAGAGAUGACUAUUAUGAUUCUUCUAGUUUACCAGAUGAUGUGUCAAUCAUAAAAGUGGAAGACAGUUUUGAAUAUGAAAAACCAGGUAGACGCUCAAAAAAAAUUUGGCUUGUACCCAUAGACUUCGACAAACUUGACUUUCCCCCUCCCGAUUUUGAUGUCCCUGUCCCGGAUUACCUGUUGAACAAAGAACAGAUUAAAAGCAUAUAUGAAAGCAGCCUUUCCAUAGGCAACUUUGCCUCUCGAUUGCUUGUUCUCUUAUUUCCUGAACUGUUUACUCAUGAAAACUUACGGAAGCAAUACAACUGUAGUGGAUCUUUAGGCAAGAAACAGCUUGACCCCACUAGAAUUAAAUUAAUUCGACAUUAUGUGCAGAUACUGUAUCCCAGAGCAAAGAAUGACAGAGUGUGGACACUGGAGUUUGUUGGGAAGCUUGAUGAGCGGUGUCGACGUAGAGACACGGAGCAAAGGCGCUCGUACCAACAGCAACGGAGAAUCCAUGUGCCAGGGCCCGACAGGAGGGAAUUUCUCAGCUAUGUAAUAAACCCUGAGAGGUUUCGAGAGGAAUUUGAAGGGCCACCACUGCCGCCAGAAAGAAGCAGCAAGGAUUUUUGCAAGAUACCGCUUGAUGAGCUCGUUGUUCCAAAUCCAGACUUCCCUGUGCCUUCUCUGUAUUUGCUGUCUGAUAAGGAGGUAAGAGAGAUAGUGCAGCAGAGCCUGUCAGUCGGCAACUUUGCUGCCAGGCUUCUUGUAAGACUCUUUCCUGAACUCUUUACUCCAGAGAAUCUCAGGCUGCAAUACAACCAUUCAGGUGCUUGUAACAAAAAACAGCUCGAUCCUAUCAGACUGAGACUGAUACGUCAUUACGUGGAGGCAGUUUACCCUGUGGAGAAAAUGGAAGAAGUAUGGCAUUAUGAAUGUAUACCGAGCAUUGAUGAAAGAUGCCGGCGUCCUAACAGAAAAAAGUGUGAUAUACUGAAAAAAGCAAAGAAAACAAAAAAAGUGACAGAUUCUUUAAAUUCCUAAGACUUUGACCACUAAAUUAUUGUCAGGAUUAUGCUUUGGUUUAGACUGAGGGGCCUGUCAAGAGCUGAGGGUGAUCAGCGUCUAGGACAGUCAGGCGCUGAGUUUGUUGCUUUUUAAUGUGUGUGUUGCGAUUAUGUGGGCACCACAGCAGUGGGAAGUGGCUUACUACAUUUGUACAUGGGUAAAGACCGUAAAUCAUCAAUGAUAGCACUAUCAGUGACUCGCUAAGAGCAUGAUUUACACUGGUGCAUGUAUUGAAACUGUAUUACUCCACUCCCCAUUUCUGCAUCUUCUGGGUUUUGUCACUUUCUAAUAAUAAACAAUUUUUUUUUAAAUCACUGUGCUCUUCAGGGGCAGUUCUUCAUUGUACCCUUCUAAACAAGUCUUGUGACUUCAUUCAGAGUUUGAAAUUUAACCUUAAUUUCAAUUUGAAAGUGCCAUGUUCACUGGAAAUCAUUGGAAUAUUGGACUUUGUUUCUACAGUAAUUGCAGUUUCAUAUUUGUUCUGUUCUUGAUGAUACCGAGAUAUUGAAAACAAUAAAACCAUGUCAAAGAAUGGGUCAGAAUGGUGUCAUUUGCAUUUUUGGCCAUCACCCAGGUUUUAUUUCUAAACCCAAGAAUGAGCUGUUGAGAAACUGAGAUGUGAGCACAGACACAAUGUGAAUUUUUGGUUGAUGUUUUUUUUAAUCUUGACAGGACAAGCUUGAUCCUGCCCCUGUGAGUUCUUUUCUUUUGUCCAGUGUCACUGCUGGUGUGACAGAGGAUGUUUGAAUAAAGCGUGUCAGAACAGACCCAGGCGGGUACCCAUGGAAUGUCUUGCCAUCGCCUGCUUGCUGCUGUGUUCUUAAAAUAGCAAAGAUAUUUGCUAACAGCAAAAAGACCUGAAACAAAAACUUGGAAAAAUUUUAGACCUUACUAUCAAAAUCAUGAUUCCAAAGGUUUCCAGUGUUCAUACUGAAUUGCAGAUAUAAAAAGUAUGUGCAAAGAUGGGUUUUGUGAUAAAAUUCAGUGUUUCAGGAUCCCCUAUUGCGAGCUGUGGUAAUGUAACUCAUUCUUUGCUUAAAUGCAGCAGCACCUGGAUAUUUUGGGUGUAGGAAUAUUGAAUUCCCUCACUUUGCCAAAUUGAUUUAGUGUAAUUGUAAUUAGUAGCUAUUUGGAGGCAUAACUGUGUAUGUAUAACUUAGGUUCAUACAGUCAGGUUUGCAUCAUUAAUAUAUUAAAGUGUAACAAAGAUCACCCUGUACCCAAUGUGAAUUUGCUGUAUGACUUGUCACUGGAGAGUGCUGCUUUAAAACUAUUUUUCUCUUCUCUUUUUUCCUCACCUUUUUUUCCUUCUUUUAAUACUGAUAGAAAUGGUGAGAGAGAGUCAAACGUGAAUUUUUAAGACAGUAAAGACAGUGAUUGCUUACUGACCAUCGCUCGAACACCUUAGAGCAAUUGUUGAUGUUGUCUGUGGUCCUUUUUUGUUGUUUACUUAGAUGGGUCAUAGUGUCAAAUUUUAAGCCAGUUCCAGGGUAAUUUUCUAUUUUAGCAUUUGUAAGAAAGUACAAAAUAUUUGAUAUUUUUACUUUCAGAUUUUUAGAAUUUACUGCUCUUAGAGUCAUACGGAUCCCUUUCUUUUAAAAGCAAAACAGAACGUUUUUUUCCUGAUGGCAAGAACUAGUAAAAGUAUUAUGUUAAACUGGGAGUAAAUCAUAAUAGUUAGUAGCAUUUGCUCAUUUUCCCCAUAUGCUAGCGACAUUCUCAAAGAAUGUAUGAAGAAAAUCAUGAAUGUACUAAAUAAUACACUGAUACUGUUUAUAUCCAUACAAAUGUUUCCUGUUGGUUUAAAUAAUAGCAGACCAUGCACAAGAUGGAUAUCAAAGCAAAUAUGGCUAUAAUAAAAAAUGAAAAAAUUUUACCAAAGAUAAAGAACUGAUACCACAAUAUCUGCAUCUUUCAUUUUAGCAUAAAUUUAGCAAACUGAAUGUAUCAGAAACCAAGACUUUCACUUGUAAUUGUAUGCUACCUAGCACCUCUGUGAAUUUUUUUACAUGCACUUUUAUGGGAGAUAAAAUAAUUACAGAAAAUAUUAACAACUGUUUAAUCUGUUGUUGUGAAUAGCUGGCCAGAAGGUAAGAAAUGCAUUUUCUUAUAUUAAUGUCCUACAUGUUUUGCCACUUAGUGAUGUUGAAGCUCCCAGAAGAAUUUGAUCUGCAUUAAGCUUUUCUACAAUUGACAGAUGUUCCUAGCUAGCAUGCAAAUUUGAGAUGUACUGGCUUUUACUGUAGAUGUUGACAUUAAGUAACAAAUUCAGUCAAUUCAUAUUAUCUGAGUAGUGAAAAAACAAUUUUCACCUUUUAAAAUUAUAUUUUUGAAAGUGGGUAUAGAAAAAUUUUAAUUGUUUUUUUCCUCUUAACUUCUGAUUGUUGUAUACAUUCCUUUUAUCUCACUCUUCACAGCCCUUUCAUGAUUUGUUUGAUUGUAUGUUUUAUAACUGAUAUCAAGAAAAUACAGACAUAUGAGUAGUGACAUAGUUCACUAAUGAAAGCUAUUUCGGUGCAUCUGAAGUACAGCCACUUCAUCCAGUUGGUCAGUCUUGUAAAUAAAUUAAAGGUAUAUUAUUUUCAUACAA
Pezoporus flaviventris is the source of this 5575-nucleotide messenger RNA. It is a transcript of the gene BEND3, whose product is annotated as BEN domain containing 3. Bases 679 to 2961 code for a protein of 760 amino acids. The transcript is spliced from 4 exons. Gene Ontology annotation, biological process: rDNA heterochromatin formation. Gene Ontology annotation, molecular function: DNA binding. Gene Ontology annotation, cellular component: heterochromatin. NCBI's taxonomy places the organism in Eukaryota, Metazoa, Chordata, Aves, Psittaciformes, Psittacidae. The record is from RefSeq and is a predicted model, not a curated record.